AUGCGCUCUGUUAAGAGUCUUUAUGUUCUAGGCGCCGCCUAUGUGAGCGGUGUACUUGGCUCGAACUCAACUCCGAUCUAUGCUCUGAGUACUGAUUCUCACUUUGCUUUCGUUCUGGAAGAAUACCUGGCUUUGAGCAAUGCUGGAGGAGCAGGCACCGGUGAAGUUUUACGCGCCGCCAGCCAGAUUAUUCCUGGUGAUUUUGAAAGCUGGCACUCGGAAUUCAAGUUCCUCGCCGAUGCUUUACAUACAAAGGCUACCUCAAUCGACUCGAAGCGGUUCCCAGUCUCUGCUAGGGAAGCCUACUUCCGUGCUUCUAGCUAUUAUCGGGCGGCCGACUUUUACCUUCACGGGAAUCAAAGCGACCCCCGAAUCAACAGCCUCUGGAAUUCAGCAUUGGCUGAUUUCGAUGCCGCCACUAGUCUUCUUCCAAUCCCACCCAUCAGGAAGAAUUUGACUGCCAAUGGCUUUACUAUUCCAAUCAUCUAUUUCCCUGCCCAGCCACAACCCAGUACCAAUAGCCAUCACGGAAGACAACCUUCAGUGAAGACCCCAACAGUUAUUGUUGGCACAGGAUACGAUGGUAAUCAAGAAGCCUUGUACCAUACUAUUGGGCGUUCUAUCCUUGAAAGAGGCUGGAACUACGUGAGUUACGAGGGUCCCGGGCAGCCAACUGUGCGUCGCCAGCAGAACGCUGGAUUCAUCGAUAAUUGGUGGGAUGUCGUUUCUCCCAUUGUCGACUACCUAGAGACUCGCGACGACGUUGACACGAAGAAGAUCGCCCUCGCCGGUCUCUCGUUCGGCGGUAUCCUUGCUCCGAGAGCAGCCUCGCGGGAACAUCGCCUUUCAGCCGUGCUUGCCAUUGAUGGGUUGAUGAACCUGCAGAAGACAAUCAACCUCGGUGACCAGCUCACCGCGAUCUUCAAGAGUGGAAACAAGACCGUCUUUGACAAGGUGAUGACCUCUGUCAUGAACAACUCCAGCAUGCCCACCAAUCUCCGAUGGGGCAUUGCUCAGGGAACAUGGGCGUUCAACACUACCAGCCCGUUUGAGUGGUUCACUGGAUUGGGCAAAGUCACCGCUGAGGCAGAUACUCUAGCAAACGUCACUAGCCCAGUUCUAGUCGCCGAGGGUGAACACGACACCAUCGCGCCCGGUCAGGCUGUGAGCAUGUACGAGACUCUGGGAGACCUCGCAACGUACAAUUUGUUUCGAACUGAAUUAGGUGCUGGUGAGCACUGCCAGCUUGGGGCUGAGGCUCAGCUCGCUCAAGUUGGUCUCGAUUGGCUGUUGGAUAUUUGGGACAAGGUCCAAAUUCCUAAGAAUACGACUGGCGGAACAUACUAG
Molecule: messenger RNA, 1347 nt
Organism: Clonostachys rhizophaga
Lineage: Eukaryota; Fungi; Ascomycota; Sordariomycetes; Hypocreales; Bionectriaceae
Source: the annotation of a GenBank genome assembly